Osmerus eperlanus (European smelt) is the source of this 2702-nucleotide messenger RNA. RefSeq lists its product as uncharacterized. Gene Ontology annotation, cellular component: membrane. The record is from RefSeq and is a predicted model, not a curated record. NCBI's taxonomy places the organism in Eukaryota, Metazoa, Chordata, Actinopteri, Osmeriformes, Osmeridae.
UGUCGAAUGUCGAAUAUGAAACUAACUUCACCUCGGUGUCGGAGCGUGCCAACUGCCAACUUUUCCAAAAACCUUGGAUUGAGAUUUGGUGGGGCCAAACCAAAUUUUGCUGCGUACAAAGCAGUUGCUUCACUCGUUGUCUUCGCGUUGUCUUCUCAGCGUGAGAAAUACAAGAAAGACCGUCCUUAUAACAUCCUGCUCUCCACUGUGAAGAUGUCCUGCUCUGUAUCAACAACCACUAAUGGGGUGGUGGUCAUCACCCAUGUUCACCCUGCUGGGAACGGCUUGGGGAUGGGGGCCUCUUCCCCCACCUGUAUGGGUCGGGUAGGACCUGUGGUGUCGUCUGUGAUGGAGAGGUUCCGUGAGGGACAUCCAAAGGCUCUCGGGACAGUACAAAUCAUGGUUGGCGCCAUGACAUUUUUGUUUGGAAUCGUGAUGGCUGUUGGUUGUGUAUUGAAUCUUACAGUAAUAUUUGGUUUCUUCGUCUGGGGCAGCAUCAUUUACAUAAUUGCAGGCUCUCUCACCAUUGCAGCUGAAAAAUCAUUGAACAAGUGCCUGGUGAAGGCUUCAUUGGGAAUGAACGUUGUUGCCACAGUGACUGCUGGCAUAGGCACCUUUCUCUACUCUGUAGAUUUUACUGGUGUAUUUCUCUAUUUUUGCGGUGCAAUAUGUGAGCAAUACUGGGGAAUUGCUGCCAUCAUGGUGCUUUUCUCUUUGCUGGAGAUGAUGGUCUCCAUUAGUGUCUCAGUAUUUGCCUGCAAAGCUCUCUGUCAUUCCCCCCCUGAACAGGCGUUCAUCGUUGACAGUUACUUACCUGAAGGUGGCCCUGUACCUGUACCUUCAAAGACAACAUUCAACAUCCCACCAAACAAGAUGUCCAGUUCUGUAUCAACAACCACUAAUGGGGUGGUGGUCAUCACCCAUGUUCACCCUGCUGGGAACGGCUUGGGGAUGGGGGCCCCCUCUCCCCCCACCUGUAUGGGUCGGGUAGGACCUGUGGUGUCGUCUGUGAUGGAGAGGUUCCGUGAGGGACAUCCUAAGGCUCUGGGGACAGUACAAAUCAUGGUUGGCGCCAUUACAUUUUUGUUUGGAAUCGUGAUGGCUGUUGGUGAAUUGAGUCUUGGAGGAGUAAGCGGUAUAUUCGUCUGGGGCAGCAUCAUUUACAUAAUUGCAGGCUCUCUCACCAUUGCAGCUGAAAAAUCGUUGAACAAGUGCCUGGUGAAGGCUUCAUUGGGAAUGAACGUUGUCGCCACAGUGACUGCAGUCAUAGGCACCGUUCUCUACUCUGUAGAUGCUGCUGGUGUAUUUCACUAUUGGUACUUUUACCAUGACGAUGAGCGAUGUAUGGUGCAACAACAGGGAAUUUCUGGCAUCAUGGCUUUCUCUUUGCCGGAGAUGAUGGUCACCAUCAGUGUCUCAGCAUUUGCCUGCAAAGCUGUCUGUCAUUCCCCAGCUGAACAGGUGUUCAUCGUUGGCAGUCACUUACCACAAGGUGGCCCUGUACCUUCACAGACAACAUUCGACAUCCCAUCGAACACCUAUGAGACUUUGACGACCCCAAAAGGACCAGAAGAGGGAUUGCCUGCCUAUGACAACAACAGACCCCCCCAGUACAGUCCGGCUAUCAUUCCCUGAGGGUCUUAACUGUGGCUGCUUGCUUGGCUUCUAGGUUCUCUGGAAUUUGUUAUGGUCACUUUAUUACCCCCAAUAAUCACUUUUUAAAAUCUUUCCACUGGUUAGAGGGAAAUUAUACUGACUGAAUGAUGUUUUACCCUGUAAUUUUUUCUCUCUCUCCUUGUAGUUCAAACUCUCGGCAAUUAGCCUACCAAAACUUUCUUAGUAUUUUGUGGAAUUUAAAUACUGACUUUGUGAAUCAAAGUUCUGUCAAAUAUAACUAUAUUAAUGGACUGUUUUUUUAAUUUUUAAUUUAUUGUUGUAUUAUUAUUGUAUGGGGGGAUGAUUAUUCCUUACGCAUUUAGACGGUCAAUUAGCAACAUUCAGGGGCGAAAACAGACGUUAACAUUCGGGGCCCAAACCUAACAUGAGUUACACGGUCUGAUAAAAAAGGGACGUUGUUGGCCGAGGUCAUUUUCCGUUUUUUACAGAUUGUGAAAGUGCAGAUUGUAAGCUUUCAAAUCAUGUUUAAUAUAUUGAAAUCUGAAAAUAUUUGAAGAUGCGCGUAUCUGAAUGUUGGUAAACCUGGAAAGCUCUAAGCCCAGAUAUUCGGCUUCAAAGAUUAUAGGCCUUUUAUUAUAUGGCAACGACAGUACAAGCGUUCUGAUUGGCUAAUUGGUAGUCAUGCCAGCCGCGUAUGCGGUCUGAUACGGAUACUUAUUGCCCUCUGACGUCAUAUGCGGUCUGAUACGGAUACUGAUUGCCUCUGACGUCAUCUGGGGUCUGAUUCGGAUACUUAUUGCCCUCUGACGUCAUCUUCAAAAUGAGCGAUAUCAAUUAGUUUUACUAUCCAGAUGACAAUAAAGACAUCAACAGCGACAAGGACAUUAUUAACUUUCUAAAAGAGCAGAAAAGUGUGAACACAGAGAGAAAAACGACAAGUGAUAGGCAGAUUGCUAGGUUUGGUUGCUCAGAUUUCAGAUUGGUUGCUAUAGGCAACACCUGAAACACACCGUGAGAAGACUUGAGAGCUGAACAAAAAGACAUGUUUUAAAUGAAAAGAGCUAAAAAUGCCAUAUAAUAAACAA